AUGGCCGACGACCCCCGAGGGCCCUCAAGAGGCAUUGAUUACACCAAGGCGGAUGUUGCUACCCUGGUUAGACAACUGUGCAUGUUGCUCCACAGGCAAAAUCUGGAUCACCGCAAAGAAGUGGUGGACUUUGACUUGUUGGCCGUAUUUUUAAUGCAAGAGAUCACCCCAAAGACGCACAUCAGAAAAAUUGUCCAAUUGCUGCUGGCGCAAUUUCAAUCGGCAAAAUUCCCAGCCGAAGGGUUGUCCGCUGGCGCUCCUCCAAGCACCGCUCUCCAAAGCCAGUUACUCCAAGCUGCCGAAUCAGUUCACGAGACCAUCCAACAAUACAAUGGCCUAUGGAUUGAUGUACAACCAUUUUCUUCUUAA
Molecule: messenger RNA, 369 nt
Organism: Puccinia triticina
Lineage: Eukaryota; Fungi; Basidiomycota; Pucciniomycetes; Pucciniales; Pucciniaceae
Exons: 2
Coding region: 1-369 (122 amino acids)
Source: RefSeq, a predicted model, not a curated record